Molecule: messenger RNA, 8575 nt
Organism: Odontomachus brunneus
Lineage: Eukaryota; Metazoa; Arthropoda; Insecta; Hymenoptera; Formicidae
Gene: Epg5
Product: ectopic P granules protein 5 homolog
Exons: 31
Coding region: 1-7662 (2553 amino acids)
Biological process (GO): autophagosome maturation
Cellular component (GO): cytoplasm
Source: RefSeq, a predicted model, not a curated record
AUGGAGAAGCAGAAGCAACGACAGAAGAAAAAACGGGAAAAGCAACGUCAAUCAGUUCUGGAACAUCAGAUACCAGAUGCUCCCACAUUGGAAGAAUUUGAGUGCUUACUUGGGGAAUCACCCACAAAUUAUCCAAAGGGUGAAGGUGUGGAGAAUAUGGAGAGUGAAUUGCAUUCUGCAGCCAUUGAUACUGAUGUUUAUGAAAAGGAGAUUGCUGAGAGAGCAGCUCAUGAAAACGAAUGCAACUUGCAAGUAGAAACAGUCAAUAAGAUACUGCCAUUAGAUGAAAAUACUUAUGAUGAAAUUGACACUGUCGUACCCUUCUCAGCAGCCAAUAAUACUUUGAACAGUCAAAUAGAGCAAGUUCAAGUAAGUGUCACUACAAUUCAGCUAGUUGAUAUUCCAUCAACUACCACUGAAGAGCCAAAUCAAGCAGUGCAGAUUUCUGAAGAGUUAAGUGUAGCAUCUCCAUGCCAAAAACAAAUGGAAGUUUUAGAGAGCAAAAAAGACACACAGAAUGUGUUCAAGGAAGUCAGACCAUUCACAGAUCAGCAACUAGCAUCUUUGUACAAUAAUCAAGAACUGGCAUUGGUGGAUGCCUUUGUAAACGAGUUCACAGAAACCCAAUUAAGGUGUGGGCCACUGAGGCAGCAACACAGAUUACAUGAACUACUGAUGGGUUACUUGAGGGUGAGAAAUAACUUGAUUGCGAACUCGUACGAGUUAGAUCGUUUGAAGAAGAACUGUCGAGAGACUCAGAAACAGCUGUGGUACCUGGAGAAGACAUCGAUUACUGAGAGCGGCGAAUGCCAGGACGGCAAUCCAGUCACGGCCAGUCACGAGUAUGCAAUCGCUCAUUUCAACCAGCAGACUCUAGUAGCACUCUCUAGGACUUUGACAGCUAUUAAGGACACUUUGCAUAAUAGCCAGGCGUUAUAUUGUUACGAGGCAGAAUCUUUGCGCCUGCAGAUCGAGCAUUACGUGCAACGAGUUGCUCGGAGUUUUAGCGAGUUCGUUAGCCUUCCACAGACAGCUCCGGCGAAUCUCCUGCCGGAGCAAUCGCCGUCCCAGACGGCUCCGCAGCUGGUAGAGCUCAGAAUGUGCGUUACAAUCUUGUUCAAUUUCCAACGACGAGUCCUCAAGGAUGGAAAGUUCGUCACAGACACGAGAGAGUGGUUAUCGAAAUUGGUGGCAAUCCUCUUGAGAGUCGCUACAUGGCAAGACCAUUUAUUCUUAUUAAACCAUAUUUUACGGUGUCCUGGUGGCGUGAUGAAUUGGGCCAAGUCUUUCGUGCAAAUACCAGUGCAUCCGAAAGUAACUGGAUUGUGCUCCUCGUUGUUCAGUGACCCAUAUCUCGAUCACAUGAUCGCCACUCUCGCGGUGAUCCUACUACCGAUCAAAGAACGGGAUAAAUUUCUGGAACAGGUACAAGUAUCUUUGCAAGAUACCUCGAGUAGUCCAGGCGACACAGUGUGGGUGAUGCUAGAUGAAGAAGGCGAAGAAGACGAGGAUAUCGCCAAUAUUGGCGCCAAUCUGUUCGAAAGCGACUUAAUUUCCCUUCUUCAUCAGAUUCCGUUAGAAAAGCUCUUUGAGCAAGUGCUCUUUAUUCAAUGUCAGAAUAAUAGAUAUCAUCAGGAGGAAAAUGUUAUCACAGACCAUCACAUGUUACGUCUCUUUGCAUUCUACACGACGUUCGUCAGACUUCUUAAGCAAGGUCUGAAAACUUACGACUCGCCAAGGUAUAGGCAGUUGGCGAAGAGACUCAGUGCUCUAAUUAGAGACGUCGUUCAAUAUGCCAGCGAUCAAUGGGAAGUUUUCGACAGAAGCAAGGUAAUUGAUGAGUCGAUGCUACUGAAACUGCAGACCGAAUACGAUUGUUUCUUCGUAAGGGCGAUCCUCUGCAUCUUUUCCUCGCGACGUUUAGGCGCUUGGCAGUACCUCGCCGCGAUACCAUAUCACAUUAUAUUGCCUGCUACUCUGUGGCGCAUCUUCUAUAUUCUACACACCGAUUCUGCACCUAGCGACGUAGCAGUGUCAAAUAUGUCGGCUGCAGAUUGGGAGGCUGAACUAAGCUGUUCUGAACUUCAUAAACAAUUUGAAGAAAAGCUAUGCAACAUGCCUGGCGACGAGUCUUACUUUCUCCUAACUACUUUCGCUAACAUGGCCAUAGCGAGAGGUUACCAGGACUACGAUUUUGUAAGAACGGCCACGAUUGAUCUAUUCCAAAUUGGAUUUCUCAGUGAGAAAACUCAAGAGUCUUGCUCGAAGGACGCGAGAUCACUUUUAUCGAAUCUGACGAGCAAAUAUCCUACUCUUCUGUCUGACAUACUGCAUAAAUUGAAAGAUAAUUUCGUAUCAGUUGGAAAACUGAGUUUAUAUUUAUUCACCGAACUGAAGAUAGGAAUGUGGGUGCCACAGCAACAAGACAUGGAAAUUCUAUCUGCUUGGUUACAUCAACAUUCUUUAACUUCGUCUGAAAACCAUUUGGCUCGAUUAAUUCUUACACAUUUAAAUUGGGGCUUUGAUGCAAACGACAGUUUGUUUCUUCCAAUUCAUUUACAUCGACAAGUGGCGUUAAUGAUUGUCGAGCUUAUGAUGAAGUACGCACCUGACAAUCCAGCGCAGACUGCCUCUCUAUUAGCUGAAGGUGUAAAGCAAGUGUCUUCGAUAGUGAGACCACAGAACAGCGAACAGGCAUUUAGUCUGUGGGCUUGGGAGAUAGUAAAUAGAUUAAGGCUUCAUCAGUUAGAUCAAUCGGAAGCCAUGUGUCGGCACAUUUUAUCGAACCCAGCUGAGGGUCUCUCUAAUAUGCCCAACAUGGAAUCCGACUCUUUUCUUGACGUCUUGACGAAAGGAGUGCGCGAAAAGCAGCCGUUAGCUUGCUACGUCUCCGUGCUAAUGACACUAUGGGGCCAUUCAGUGCCAUUAAUUUGCGUUGAAGGCUUCGGCCAGUUGCAAACUCUACAGUGCUAUUACAAGUACGAGCAAGUGCUGGUGUGUUUGUACCGUGUAGUGCCGUUGUUCCUCGAGUGUCCGGACUCGUUGCUGAAAAACGAUAAGUUCGUCAGUUUAAUAGUACCACUCAUUACUGCUGACCGCACGUACAUGAAGAUAGCGAAAAAUCUGAUCGCCCCAGAGUUUCCCGGACCAAUUCUUAAGCAGUUUGCCCAUAUGAUCGAGUCGCAUCUGCAUCAUUACAAACGAUAUUGUUUAUACAGUCCAGAACGUUUUGUACACUUAUGGCUGAAUGUGCUGAUAUUAGUCCAAGAUUGGAAUAAAGAUCAUAGUGUGAUGUACCUGAUGGAUACUGUAAUUCGUGCAGCAUUCUUUCAUUUAGAUACCAGAGCAACGAUGAGAAACAUGUUUCAGAAUCUCUUUUGCCCUGCUAUAGAAGGUAAUAAUGAGAACAUAACAUCGAAUCGGACUCCAGGAUCAUUCGGCUCCUUUUUAAGCUGGGCCACAGGAUCAUCUAACUCUACGAGCCUCCUCGGCGGAACUGUCCAGGCAAUAUGGCUCGCGUAUCAAGUCCUGUUGGCGGAGGAGUACGACAGAGAGAUAAAAACCGGGUUGUGGCGCGAAAUCCUACGAGAGCUAUCCAUGCAGUCCAAGAUAUCUUUGGACACCGCACUCAAGAGAGCCUGUGCAACGGUAAAAGUGACACCAUUUGGAGUGAAUCACCUAGCUAUCUAUCGCUGGUCUCAGCAAGCCCUCGAUACACCUGUAGAUCAUCCACUUCUACCGCUUUUAUGGCAACAUUUCUUCAGUUUAUUCCUCGCACGAGUUCCCAUUACAGGAUCUACCGGUCAAGGCGGAGUCGGUGAAAAUUUCUUCGAGGGUAUGAUGAACCUGAACUACAUGAAGAAAUUAAAAAAGCGUUUGCACGAAACGACGGAACAUUUCCGAUCGAAAGGGGAGAAGGACAUAGACAAUGGAAAACCAAUGACAGAUGAACGGCGUGUAUUUUACUUUAGCGUCGCAAAGUUUUAUAAAACAUUGAGUCUUUGGCUGGAGGAACCUCGUCUUCAGGAGCCUGCGUGUUAUUUUCCAGCUUUACCGCCACAAUAUAUGCCGCAGAGACUAAUCUUGCUAGUACAAGGAGAUCGAGCUCCCUGGCUUGAGUACGUUGAUCACUGGGCAGUAGAACAAAGUCAAUUGAAAGCUGUUCUCGAGUGGGAACGCGCGACGUUCCGUGAUCCUGAAAAUCAGUACCUGAGAUGCUGUCAGUCUCCAACGAACGCUAUGGAAACGGCCGAUCCUCUUCGCCGCAUCUUUCGCAGAUUGGGCUCUUACGAAUCACCGGUGCCACCGCCGCCUCUUAGCCGGAACCAGUUAGUGCUGGGCUGCAUAGUUCGAGAAAGUCUUUACAACGUCGCCGCAGUUGUCGAUCUCGUUAAGCCGCACCUAAGGAUCGUUCUGGACUACGCGCAGACAUACAACUUAAUGGUUUCCGAACACACCGCGGUAGACUGCAGUUUUCUGGAGUUGGUGCCGACCCUUUAUCGGAUCUUCGAAAAUCAAGUGACCUUGCACGCUCUCUGUGACCCUGCGCCACUAGGUCAGAGACGCUCCAGAUCAGGCACACCACCCACGGUGCACUGUGCGGGUCCUGCAGUUAUUAGAAUCAAGGUUGCAGAGGCUCAUGUCAGCGAAGGUGUGGAUCACAUGAUAACUCAGAAUCGAGCAGAAUAUGAGAAUUUAUUAGUGAAAGCUAGUCAACCGCCACCCAGCAAAGUCACUCUGGGCUGCGUUUUCAUUGAUCAUUUGAUUGCAAUGCUGGAGCAUGAGUUAACUGUCAGUCACACCAACGAGAACGGUGCGAUAUUGCAGAAAGUUCAAGAGAGCGGAGUCGAGCUGUUCUACUACCUAGUGGACUCGUAUACGGAAGAAGCAACGUUGUGCCCACCUACAAAACAGCUUAUCACUACUUGCUUGGAGAAGUUGGGCCGGUUAUUCAUUAGCGGAGAAGAGAGUCGAGGCCCGCGAUUACUGAGUACAAUUAUUCAAAGACCUAGUCUCGGUGGCUUGUUGGGUCCGCACUUCACACCAGUUGCCGGAGGAGCUUCUACAUUCUUGCAGAUGUAUCAAACUGUCGUAGAUUUAGCUAGUGGCUCGAAUGUCGACUUGUGCUUCGUAUUGCUCUCGAAAUUUGACGUCGGUAGCUGGUUAAACUAUCGCCGUCCACGAUUGAGUGAGAGAUCUACCUUUAUAGAUUUAGUUUCUAAGGCGUUGUGCAACAUCGGUUUGAAUCCCGAAGAAGAAAAGCUGAUGUUACACGAACUCUUCCGAAACCACCUGCGUCUCAUCCUCUUGCAUGAGUUCCCCGAGCAUUACGGCGAAGUGUUGAGCGCGGUAUUGAGAGGAUCCGAGAGUCAGAAUUUGUCUCUGGACGUAUGGCGCGAUUUAUUAGGAGCUCUUAGCGGUAAGCCAAAGUGCAGCGCGCCUAUACAUCCGUCGAAGAUCAGGGAUGAGGUCAAACAUUACGCCACGGAACAAAGGCUACUGUCUCGACAAGAGAUGCACGACACUGCUGUACUUCUAAGCCGACAUUUCAUGAAAGAAAGACUGCAGUACGGACUAUACGGGCUCUAUCCAAAAUAUAGAGUUUACAAUGAGUCUUUAACCAUAUUCCUCGGUAUGGUCGGUCACGCUCUAGUCGUAUUGACUCUUCAGGCUGAUCGAGGAUCGCUCGCUGAUCAAUUGUGCGAGAAAAUCUGGCCAGUGUUGAGCGAGAUGUACGCACCGUGGAUUACCCCCUAUUGGACAAGAAACUUGCGUGAGCCAACGGCUGCGUGGAUCCAGCAGCUGACCGAUGAUCGAUCGGUGCUACUACCAUGGAUUAUCACUGACGGUCCUUACGCAAAUCGGACGAUGGCGAUGUUCGCUGAAUGCAUACGCUUCAUUGUUGACACUAUGCCAGCAUCCAGUAAAAUCCUCAGUUUUGUAUGGCAAUUCUAUGUGUCAAACUACGCGCACGCAUCCGUCAAGGAACACGUGUUGAACGUGGUGCACGGUAACUUCCUCUCUUUGCCGUGGGAUCGCUUUCACCCCACCGCCAAUGACGUCGAAUUGAUGAUCAAGGUUGUCGAUCAGUAUUUGCCAGACUGCCAUCUGUUUCUCGGCAGCGUUUUCACUUAUGUUAACUGGUCCACCUGGAUCAACGAGUUAAUGGCCACACAGUCAUUGCCAGUCGCCGCUAAGAUGCACGUUUGUCUGUUGAACCUGUUAGUGAAGCUAUCAAACGAGCCCAAUGUUAGGCAGAAUGAGAAAGCAGUACAGCUAGUUGCGGAAUCUGAAUGCUUCUCCUGGCACUUGAUCGAUGCCACGGCGUACGAUCAGGUGAUUAAUUGGCACGUGAUGAGCUGCGAUCCUAGAGUGAUUCUAUGCCUGGACGGCGAUCCUACCCAUCCCAUUGACACAGCCGUAAACAGCUUACUAAAGAUAGCAGCAGGCUAUGAUCCCACGAUAAAGCACUUUCAUCCCACAACCCUAAAGAAGAGACAGAUGUACGUGCGUUCCUCGGUAAAAUUGCUAAUAAACUGCACCACAAGACACAAAUCUCUUCUUUCAACCAACAGCAAAGCGUUCAACGCUGCAUUGUCGCGGAUGCUCGAUGACAUGGAGAUCGUUAUCACUAACACUGUCUCCGAGUCGCAACAGGUUGCUGAAGCGGGUCUGCUGAUUACCGAGUUCUUGCACUCGAUGAAUCAGAGCGCGGCGUUAAGCGAGCAUUUCCGUACUAGUUGGACAGCAUGGCUGCUAGAACGAACAGCUAGCAGUCCAGUACUAAUGGGAGUGUUAAGAGUGAUCGGAAUUGCAGUUGCUUCUUCGUCUACUCUGGGCCAUCUCAUGGAAGCUGCCUUGGAGGCUUACUUCAAGUAUAACGUAACGGACGACGUUCGGCCUACAUGGGCGGCAGUGUUGAUAGUGCUGCAGUCCGUAGUACCUCGUCAGCCGCCACUGGAGUCUGUACUAGUGUCAGAAGGUAGAUUGCUAGCUCUCUAUUCCGUAUUGCUGAAGAGACUUCCGUCCUGUCAGGAUAUCCGAGAGGAGGGCAUGCUUCUAAUUAACUUGGUGGAUUGGAUUAGUGCCAUUAAAACUACAGAUAUCGCGGAGGAGAAACUGCCUCUGCUGUGGGCGAAAGUGUGCGAGCUGGCCUAUAGGCAGUGCCAGUACAGCGAGAACACGGUGAUAGCUGCGAGAGCUCUGAAAGGGCUGGCACGAGCGUUGUUGACGAUAGCAGAUGAUGUGGGACAAGGAUGGGGCAUUCUGGGCGCUAUCGGGCUGAGGAAAGGUUCUCAGCUUACCGUACGGUGCAAGUUCCUAAGUCGCGCCACGGCCGUCUAUUGUUUGGCGCAGUUACCAGAAUCCAAGUCCGACCAACAGUUAGUGAGAUAUACUCCGCACUCGCCCGGUGUGGCGCCCACGAGAUCGACCGAUCCGGACGCGAUGGAGAUACGACCCAGUGUGGAGGCUGUGAAGGCGAUGCAAGGUCUGGAGGGACUGUUGUUGAAUAAGCAGUACACAGAGCUGCGUGCUGACGUGGAGAGAGCUAUUCGACUCGUUAGGGAUUCAGCCAACUCCCUACACAAUGCUGUCGAGGUCGUCGGCGCUCUUACUACAGAGCUUUACAAUCAAAGAUACCUGCACGUGCUGACAGAGUGAUAGUAGUUUUACGUAGACUUAGUGACGGACUAAUGAUGAGCGUUUCGAAUCACUUUAAACAUAUGAUGCGAAUAUACGUUAUAUUUCAAGUGUUAUUGAAAAGAAUUCUUUAAAGUUUUAAUACAAUUAGGCAUAUUUAAUUUAUAUCGACGGAUUUAUAAGUUUGAAGGUUCUCGAAGAAAUUAAAUCCUUCGAAAUUUUCCAAUAUAUUGAAAUAUUCCCGAUCUCUAUUUCGAUGACACUUGAAAUAAUGCGAAAUUCGAGGAUAACUAUAUCACUGUUGACUGAGAAUAGAAUAUAUGUCCGUCACUAUGUAGAUCUCACCAAAUGACGUCGCGUUUAAAUUGAAUGCUUAACAUCUUUUAUUGGAUUUGUAGAUUACUGUGAUUUCAUCAUAAUUGUAUAUAUACGACGUUAGUAACAUAUAUUGGAAUUUAAAAUGUCUUGCGUGCUUACUUGUAUCAAUAUUCAAUUAACAGUUCUAACAUUCAAUGCACAAUUGUAAUGCAAUCUCAGACAUAAUGCAAGUUUGCAUUCAUUUUACCUUCUUAUAAUUUUAAUAUCUUAAAUCAGGAUCAGUCUAGUCGCACGAUGCAUUUUCUUCGACUCUGAUGUUCUUUCUUCUCCUUAUUUUUUCUUUAUUGCAAUAUGUAAAAUAUCGUAUUUUAUAUAUCGUAUUUACAUAAUUUUUUACGCAUUCAAUUUAAACACACACGAUUAUGUAUAUGGACUGUGUCAUUAGCAUUAAAUUAGUAAUAUGUUUUAUUUAUAUAGUAUAAAAUUUAUUAUAUGCGCACGCAUACAUUCAACACACACAAACACAAUUCGCAUAAUCGAUAAUUUGCUACUGGUGUACAGAAAUUAUAUGUUCAAUUUACUUAUGCAAAUCGCAUUAAAGAUAUCUGACAAUGCA